This is a messenger RNA of Eptesicus fuscus (big brown bat), 5297 nucleotides long. It is a transcript of the gene MLLT10, whose product is annotated as MLLT10 histone lysine methyltransferase DOT1L cofactor. The coding region runs from base 378 to 3590 and encodes 1070 amino acids. Gene Ontology annotation, molecular function: histone binding; nucleosome binding. Lineage: Eukaryota; Metazoa; Chordata; Mammalia; Chiroptera; Vespertilionidae. The transcript has 23 exons. Gene Ontology annotation, cellular component: nucleus. The record is from RefSeq and is a predicted model, not a curated record. Gene Ontology annotation, biological process: regulation of transcription by RNA polymerase II.
CGGGGCGGGGAAGGCGCCGGGAGGUGGGCGCGGCCCGCCGUCCGCGGCGACGCGCACGCAGACCGGCCUCUCCCAGGCCUUCUCACGCCGGCCGCGGGCGGGCGCGCACGCCGAGUGACGCUGGAGGAGGAAGCGCAGCGCCCCUUCCCCUCCCUCGCCGCCGGGGCCCAGCGGGAGCCCCCCAGUGCGCCUGUGCGGAGGCCUACUUGAUUAUGUGUGCCCUCUCCGGGCCGCAGCUCUAGCCGCCGGGUGGAGGUGGGGAGGGAAGAAGACCCGGAGGAGGCGGAGGAGGCGGUGGAGGGGAAGUGGGGGGAGUCAGCAAGGACAUGGCUCCUGACUCCUGUGCGGAACGUGAGUGACUGAGCGGCAAAGCCCGAAUGGUCUCUAGCGACCGGCCCGUGUCUCUGGAGGACGAGGUCUCCCAUAGUAUGAAGGAGAUGAUUGGAGGCUGUUGCGUUUGCUCAGACGAGAGAGGCUGGGCCGAGAACCCACUGGUUUAUUGCGACGGGCACGGCUGCAGCGUCGCGGUGCAUCAAGCUUGCUAUGGCAUUGUUCAAGUACCCACUGGACCAUGGUUUUGCAGGAAGUGUGAAUCUCAGGAAAGAGCAGCCAGAGUGAGAUGUGAACUGUGUCCUCAUAAGGAUGGAGCUUUAAAAAGAACAGAUAAUGGGGGUUGGGCUCAUGUGGUUUGUGCCCUGUAUAUUCCAGAGGUACAGUUUGCCAAUGUUUCUACAAUGGAACCAAUUGUUUUACAGUCUGUUCCACAUGAUCGUUAUAAUAAGACUUGCUACAUUUGUGAUGAACAAGGAAGAGAAAGCAAAGCAGCCACUGGUGCUUGUAUGACAUGUAAUAAACAUGGAUGUAGACAAGCUUUCCAUGUGACAUGUGCUCAGUUUGCUGGACUACUUUGUGAAGAAGAAGGAAAUGGUGCAGAUAACGUCCAAUACUGUGGCUACUGCAAAUACCAUUUUAGUAAGCUGAAAAAGAGCAAACGGGGAUCUAAUAGGUCAUAUGAUCAAAGUUUAAGUGAUUCUUCCUCUCACUCUCAGGAUAAACAUCAUGAGAAAGAGAAAAAAAAAUAUAAGGAAAAGGACAAACACAAACAAAAACAUAAGAAGCAACCAGAACCAUCACCUGCAUUGGUUCCUUCUUUGACUGUUACUACAGAAAAAACUUAUACGAGCACUAGCAGCAACUCUAUAUCUGGAUCAUUGAAGCGCUUGGAAGAUACUGCAGCACGAUUUACAAAUGCAAAUUUCCAGGAAGUUUCUGCCCAUACAACGAGUGGAAAAGAUGUUUCAGAGGCUAGAGGGUCAGAGGGAAAAGGGAAGAAAUCUUCAACUCACAGCUCAGGUCAAAGGGGAAGAAAGCCUGGUGGAAGAAAUCCAGGAACGGCUGUGUCAGCUGCUAGUCCUUUCCAGCAAGGUAGUUUUUCAGGAACUCCAGGCAGUGUAAAAUCAUCUUCGGGAAGUUCAGUACAGUCUCCCCAGGAUUUCUUGAGCUUUACAGACUCAGAUCUACGUAAUGACAGUUAUACUCACUCCCAACAGUCAUCAUCAACCAAAGAUGUACAUAAAGGAGAGUCUGGAAGCCAGGAAGGGGGUGUAAAUAGUUUUAGUUCCAUAAUUGGUCUCCCUUCAACCUCAGCUGUUAUUUCACAGCCUAAAAACUUUGAAAAUUCACCUGGAGAUUUGGGUAAUUCCAGCCUUCCUACAGCAGGAUAUAAGCGGGCUCAAACUUCUGGCAUAGAAGAAGAAACUGUAAAGGAAAAGAAAAGAAAAGGAAAUAAACAAAGUAAGCAUGGGCCUGGUAGACCCAAAGGAAACAAAAAUCAAGAGAAUGUUUCUCAUCUCUCAGUUUCUUCUGCUUCUCCAACAUCAUCUGUAGCAUCAGCUGCAGGAAGUAUAACAAGCUCUAGUCUUCAGAAAUCUCCUACAUUGCUCAGGAAUGGAAGUUUACAAAGUCUUAGUGUUGGCUCAUCUCCAGUUGGUUCAGAAAUUUCCAUGCAGUAUCGGCAUGAUGGAGCUUGUCCAACAACUACUUUCUCAGAGUUGCUGAAUGCAAUACACAAUGGUAUUUAUAACAGCAAUGAUGUAGCAGUAUCAUUUCCAAAUCUAGUAUCUGGCUCAGGAUCUAGUACUCCUGUCUCCAGCUCUCAUUUACCUCAGCAGUCUUCUGGGCAUUUGCAACAAGUGGGAGCUCUGUCCCCAUCAGUGGCAUCAUCUGCAACCCCUACUGUUGCUACAACUCAGGCAAAUGCCCUAUCUGGAUCUUCUCUUAGUCAGGCACCAUCUCAUAUGUAUGGCAAUAGAUUAAAUACAAAUUCUUCAAUGGCAGCUCUUAUAGCUCAGUCUGAAAACACUCAAACAGAUCAGGAUCUUGGAGACAAUGGCCGCAGCCUUGUUGGCAGAGGAAGCUCGCCCCGAGGAAGUCUCUCGCCGAGAUCCCCUGUAAGCAGCUUACAGAUUCGCUAUGAUCCACCAGGCAACAGCACUUUGGAAAAUCUGCCUCCAGUAGCAGCCAGCAUAGAACAGCUUUUGGAGAGGCAGUGGAGUGAAGGACAACAAUUUCUAUUAGAACAGGGUACUCCUAGUGACAUUUUAGGAAUGCUGAAAUCAUUACACCAACUUCAAGUUGAAAAUCGAAGAUUAGAGGAACAAAUUAAAAAUUUAACUGCCAAAAAGGAACGCCUUCAGUUAUUGAAUGCACAGCUCUCAGUGCCUUUUCCAGCAAUAACAACAAAUCCUAGUCCAUCUCAUCAAAUUCAUGCAUUUUCAGCACAGAAUGCUCCUACUACUGAUUCCUUGAACAGCAGUAAGAGCCCUCAUCUAGGAAACAGCUUUUUACCUGAGAAUUCUCUUCCUGUAUUAAAUCAGGACUUAACCUCCAGUGGACAAAGCACCAGCAGCUCAUCAGCUCUUUCUACUCCACCUCCUGCUGGGCAGAGUCCCGCUCAGCAGGGCUCAAGCGUUAGUGGAGUUCAGCAGGUCAAUGGUGUGACGGUGGGGGCGCUGGCUAGUGGAAUGCAGACUGUAACAUCCACCAUUCCUGCAGUUCCUGGAGUGGGUGGGAUAAUUGGAGCUUUGCCAGGUAACCAACUGGCAAUUAAUGGCAUUGUAGGAGCUUUAAAUGGGGUUAUUCAGACUCCUGUCACAAUAUCCCAGAACCCUACCCCCCUCACCCAUACAACUGUUCCACCUAAUGCAACUCAUCCAAUGCCAGCUACACUGACUAACAGUGCCUCAGGACUAGGAUUACUUUCUGACCAGCAAAGACAAAUAUUUCUUCAUCAACAGCAAUUUCAGCAGUUGUUAAAUUCUCAACAGCUCACGCCAGAGCAACAUCAGGCCCUUCUGUAUCAGUUAAUGCAACAGCAUCACCACCAGCAACAUCACCAACCUGAACUACAGCAGCUACAGAUCUCUGGACCAACACAAAUACCGAUAAACAACCUACUUGCAGGUACUCAGGCACCACCACUUCACCCAGCUACCACCAACCCAUUUCUCACCAUCCAUGGCGAUAAUGCAAGUCAGAAAGGAACAAGACUUAGUGAUAAAUCCGGGCCUGUUGCUCAAGAGAAAAGUUGACAGUUGAGAAACGGUUAGAAAUUGCCUGUCCUGCUGUCCUAGCACUUCAUUGGCUGCUGUUGCAGUCCUCUUACUACACCUAUGAAGAAACGCAACAAGAAACUAACCGCACAACAGAGGACUAAUUGCCACAAGGACAUUCUUUUAAGACUUUGAUUAAUUUUCUUGUUGCUUUGUUGCACUGAAAUGGAAUUCCCAUGUCCCCCACCCCUCACUCAGAUUUUUUGAACUUUGAAAGAAAAUUUAGUAACUAACUUUUGUCAGUGAAAUAAUUUACAUGCAAUGAGUUUAUCAACCUAAGAGAAAUUUAAUAUAGUUGGUACACAACUAAUUUUGUUAAAAUUGGAGAGAUGAACAGCAAAACUAAAGACUUGCUUCAUUUAUAAACUAUUGUAUCUUGUACAAGUUGGAAUGAAGCUUGUCUGGGUAACAAGUAUAUUUUGUUUGGAUUACAGUGUGCUUGCUCUUUGAGUCAAAACAAAUUUCAAGGAACUGUCCAAUUUCUUCUGGAGUUUUAUUGGUUAUUGCAAAUAAAUAGGUCAUAAACAGGGACUUGGUAAUCUUUGUUAUAAAAAUUUCCUUUCUUACGGGAUUUGGCCAAUUUUGGUAAUCAAGUUAGGAGGGUAAUGUCUGCUUAUGCUAAAGGUAAUUUUCUUUUGCUAAAUGCUUUUUCUUUAGUGUUAAGACCUACUCAUAUUUCAACAAAGCUUUGAGUUAAAUGAGUUCUAAGGCUGCUGGGGGGACAAGAUCAAUUCAAAGUGAAAGAUUUCUUUCAGAAAGAGGGGCCACUCUGGAAACUGAUGGUAGGGUUUGGCCUGAAUCAAGUGCCUGUUAGUACCUCCAUGGUGUUGAAAUGGCUCUAACCAGCUGAGCUUGCACUAUACUGCACUAUAGUCAGUCCUUGUAAGUAGCAGCAAUAGUCAGUGUUGCACCAGCAGCUUCCCCAUGGUUCUGCCUUUAUUAAAAACUUUCUAUGCCGCCGUAGAUAGCUCAGGCAAAACUGUUACCUGGGUAUUUAUCCACUAAUGAGUCACAAGGAAAAUGAGUGGAUUUGGUAAGAAUUUUUGUUUUUUAAUUUAAAAACUUCCCAUUUCUGAUAUUGAUUUCAAACAAAAUAAGACAAGCAACCCACCGCUACAGUUCCUGAAACAGGUGAAGUCUGUAUGACAGACCUACUUUAGGUAGCCACACUCCUGGUGUGACAGGAUGGCUGUUAUAAAUUAAACAAUUGGGGAUAUAAUCAUUGAACUGUUCUUAAAUGUGUGAGUUAUUAGUGGAAAAGACCCAGCUCUAAUUAGACCUCCACUGUGUACUUAGCUGGAAGAACAUGUUAAUUCUGCAAUAUGUCUCUUGGUUAAACAUUGCACAGUUCUUACCUCAUUUCUGUAAAUAAGGUUUUGUGAAUCUGUUUUGUAUUGUGAAAAAUUCAUAAGAUAACAUUGAUAUUUUGAUUUGUAAUAUUUCUAAUUAGUAGAUUUAAUUGAAAAGUAAAAUUAAUUUAUUUUUAUAUGUUCAGGGGAAUUUUAAAGAAAGUCAAAUCUUUUGUAGAUAAUUUAAAAAAUCGGUGUGGUUUAUUUUACUUAUUUAACCCACUGAUUGUUAUUCUGUAACAAUUUGUAUAAAUUGCAAAUUUUGAAUGUGUUGUUAUUUUACCUAGAUGUAAAAUUCCACAUGUAUUAAAGGAAAUGUACAAAGUUUUUGUUAAUA